UAAGUUGUAGAUUUUCUGUGUUGUGUCUUUCGUAAUAAUCCUUCAUGCUUUCACCAUCACCAUCUUGAAGAUAAGAAGAUAAUUAGAGAAGAUGUUAUCAGACACAAGUUUAGAUGGUGGCACACCCUUGUUAGAGGCGGCAGGUGAUAAUCAUGGAGAACAAAGUUGGUGGAAGAAAGUUCUGGUUUUGGACGUGGAAGAAGCCAAAAAUCAAGUCUUGUUUUCACUACCAAUGAUUCUUACCAAUGUUUUCUACUAUGCAAUCCCUUUGGUUUCUGUCAUGUUUGCCGGUCACCUCGGCCAACUCGAGCUUGCUGGUGCCACUCUGGCCAAUUCUUGGGCCACUGUCACUGGUUUCGCUUUCAUGAUAGGGCUAAGUGGAGCACUUGAAACACUUUGUGGUCAAGGAUUUGGAGCAAAAAUAUACAGAAUGUUGGGAAUAUAUCUACAAGCAUCAUGCACUAUAUCCUUCUUCUUCUCGAUAAUCAUAUCCAUCUUCUGGUUCUAUACAGAGCCUAUACUUGUUUUAUUUCAACAAGAUCCCAGUAUUUCAAAACAAGCUGCUCUCUAUAUGAGAUAUCUCAUUCCUGGUAUAUUUGCAUAUGGCUUUUUACAGAACAUCUUAAGGUUUCUUCAGACUCAAUCCAUUGUUAUGCCAAUGGUCUUGUUCUCGGCGCUACCACUGGGCAUUCAUUUCGGCAUUGCAUAUGCUUUAGUUCAUUGGACAUCGCUUGGUUUCAAGGGAGCUUCCCUAGCAGCUUCAGUUUCGUUGUGGAUAUCAGUCCUUGUGUUGAUAAUAUAUGUGUUUUCUGCAAAAAAAUUAAAGUAUACAUGGGAAGGAUUUACUUUUGAAUCAUUUAGUUUCAUCCUCACAAACUUGAAAGUAGCCUUGCCCUCUGCAACAAUGGUAUGCCUGGAGUACUGGGCCUUUGAGAUUCUUGUGUUCUUAGCUGGAGUGAUGCCAAACUCAGAACUAACCACUUCGUUGAUCGCAAUGUGUGUGAAUACAGAAACUAUUGCCUACAUGAUUACCUAUGGUCUUAGUGCGGCAGCAAGCACAAGGGUGUCAAAUGAAUUGGGAGCAGGAAAUGUCAGUCGAGCUAAGAAUGCCAUGGCUGUGACUCUUAAGCUGUCUGUCUUCCUCGCUCUUAUAGUUGUUCUUGCUUUAGCUUUCGGUCAUAAUAUCUGGGCUAGCUUCUUCAGUGACAGCACCGAAAUCAUAAAGCAAUUCGCCUCUUUGACGCCCCUUCUUGCAAUCUCGAUAACCUUUGAUUCUGUGCAAGGUGUCUUAUCAGAAUUUAUGGUGUAGGUGUGGCAAGAGGAUGUGGUUGGCAACACUUGGCUGUGUGGGCAAACUUAGCAACAUUCUAUUUCAUUGGCAUGCCAAUUGCAGUACUUCUUGGAUUUAAGUUAAAACUUUAUGCUAAAG
Messenger RNA from Pistacia vera, 1429 nucleotides. Its product is annotated as protein DETOXIFICATION 19-like. The record is from RefSeq and is a predicted model, not a curated record. Gene Ontology annotation, biological process: xenobiotic detoxification by transmembrane export across the plasma membrane. Gene Ontology annotation, molecular function: xenobiotic transmembrane transporter activity; antiporter activity. NCBI's taxonomy places the organism in Eukaryota, Viridiplantae, Streptophyta, Magnoliopsida, Sapindales, Anacardiaceae. Gene Ontology annotation, cellular component: membrane. The transcript is spliced from 6 exons. Bases 92 to 1309 code for a protein of 405 amino acids.